GUACACCUAACAAGCAUUCAAUAAAAUCAAAAAUAAAAGCACUUCUUAAUGAAGAUACAUACAAAAUGAGAGGGAAACACAAGAGAAGCUCAACCUGUCCCACAAAAUCGCAGCUAACUCGCAUCGAUUCGGUUCAUCGCUUGGAAGUUGAUCCCCUGAGUGAAAUGCUGUUAACUGUAGAGAAUCCAGAACCAGUUCUAGAAACUUUUCAAAACCAUCUUGCUGCAGGAACACUGGAAGUUCUGUCACCGGUUUUCUCACAUAAGAAAAACUCAAUCACCAACAACAGCAAUGACAAAUGUGUUGAAUGUGGUGCAGCUUUUUCUAGUGAUCCUUUGGAAAAACAUGAUGACAGGACUCAUCAUAAGCAUCGCAAUCGAUCGACUGGCGAAGGCGUGCAGGAAGAUAAACUGAUGAACGCGAAAAUACUUACAACCGAUGCUUCGCCGCAUCUCUUCAAGGAUUUUCUUGAUGCUCUUGAUUUAAUCAACGCAAACAAAGAGUUUCUGUUGAAAUAUAUAAAUGAUCCUGGUUCUCCUUUACCAUUUGAGCUUCAUAAUCAGUCUCACUCUCCCAAUCGUAAAUCGAGACGAGCCAAAUCGAUCUCGUUACCUGUUGGUGGAUCAUCUCCCGGAGCCAAGGAGGCUGAGCACAUCGUAGAUGAAUGGCUCACUACAAAAGAAAUGAUAGAAUCAGAAAUUCAAAAUUUAGAAGAUUUUCACAAACCAUCAACUUCUUCUUCGCCUAAACCUGAUCGUGAUUCGGAUCAACCAUCUGUUAAAAGAGAUCAUAACAACAACACUUCAUCAGAUACAUCCCAAGUUUCAAACAGUGUGAAGAACAAGAACUUCAAGGAUCUUAGAAAGAAGAUAAAGCAUAUAAUCGAAGAAAGCAAAAACGAAAAGCUUCGCAUUACGAUGGACGCUGUAGUCGACAAAAUUCCUCGUGGCAACAAGUUUUCCAAAAAUGUAAGGAAGUUGAUGAACCAUGAAAAGUUCAAACAACACAAUAACCGCCAACUAUCAGGCAUGAGGACAUGUUCUCUAAAAGAAUCGGUUAACCGAUACACUCAGCUUUACGACACUUGUUUUCACAAUGAAGUAGUUAGCAAUAAGGAAGAAAAGCAGCCUAAAAAUGAGAGCUUAAAGUUGAAAACCGACGAGAAAAGUUCGGUAUUGAAGACACCGAAAUCGUUUAAAAGGUUCCUUUCACUACCUAAUCUAAAAUCUUACUUCAACCAAAAUGAGGAACAUUCUGUUAUCUUAUCUCCUCAGAAUUCAACUAGAAAACCCAAAGAUAGAACUAGAAGCUCAAGUAUACUUGAUGGCUACUCAAAUAGUCAUAUUCUCUCACCUUCACCUUCUGAUCAUACAUAUGAGGAUGAACAAAAACAUGUUAUUCUUAAGAGUGCUUCAGAUUCAGGAUCAGAUGUUAACGACGAGCUAAAGUCGGAAAAGAGUAUAGCAUUUGAUGGUGUAGGAAACUUGACAGACACUGAAUUUUCUGGUAGGAAUGAACCAGAAAUCGGUUAUACAACAGAAUCAAGUACUAUGUUGGUUGAAGGAAACUCAGCUUUCUCUUCUGAUACCAGCUUCUUAGAUUGUACAUUUGAGUUGGAAAACUUAAAUAUACUAGAAGAAUCAGAUCAAGAGUUAAAGCCAGUGCUAGGUGAUGAUGAACUGAACUAUAUGUAUGAGCAACAAGAAGCAAAAAUAGACCAAUAUAAAAUUCCAUGCAACGAAAUUGAUGCGAACAACGAAGCUGCGUAUAAUUAUGUAAGAAAAGUUUUAGACCUCUCAGGUUUCACUAACAAUGAAUAUCUUGAAACAUGGUAUUCUGAUAACCAACCACUCGAUCCAUCGAUUUAUGAGGAGUUAGAGGGAUGUUUGCUUCUUGAUCCGGAUUGUUCUGGCAAUUGUGAAGGUGGACAUUGCAAUCAUCUUCUUUUGUUUGAUGUAAUCAAUGAAGGGUUGUUGGAGAUUUUCGGUAGAUCUUAUAACUAUUAUCCUAGAGCAUUAUCUUCUCUAUCUCAUGUUCAUCCAUUGCCAAAUGGAAGAGAUGAUGUUCUACAUAAAGUAUGGAAACUUAUUAGUUGGUAUUUGAGUUCAACUCCUGAUGAGGAUUAUACAUCAUUGGAUUACUAUGUUAGUAAAGAUCUAGCAAGAAAUGAUGGGUGGAUGAAUCUUCAAUUUGAUUCUGAAUGUGUUGGGCUUGAGAUCGAUGAUUUGAUUUUCGAUGAUCUUUUGGACGAUAUUAUCUACACUUAAAAGUUCGGGUUUUCAACCGAGUUUUAUUCUGCUAAGUGGUAUAUCGGCUAUACAGAUCAAAUUACGCCAUAAUUU
Lathyrus oleraceus (garden pea) is the source of this 2342-nucleotide messenger RNA. Its product is annotated as protein TRM32. Lineage: Eukaryota; Viridiplantae; Streptophyta; Magnoliopsida; Fabales; Fabaceae. The transcript has 2 exons. Bases 66 to 2267 code for a protein of 733 amino acids. The record is from RefSeq and is a predicted model, not a curated record.